Aureobasidium vineae is the source of this 1080-nucleotide messenger RNA. NCBI's taxonomy places the organism in Eukaryota, Fungi, Ascomycota, Dothideomycetes, Dothideales, Saccotheciaceae. The record is from the annotation of a GenBank genome assembly.
AUGAUGCAGUCAGCCGUACAACUAGCUAUUGACCUCAACAUGAACCUUCGAGAUUUUGCACCAGCACACGGCAGUGNNGGAAAUCCCAUUCUGGAGGAGAGUCUCAGGAGAACAUGGUGGGAGCUCUAUUGCAUGGACGGCUACAUGGCCGCUCUUCACAAAUUGCCUUCCUUCAAGAGCAACACCGUUCGCUCAGAUGUUCUGCUGCCGUGCGAGGAAAUAGUGUACGCGAGUGCUGGCUGCUUGCCACAACCAUCUUCUCUUCAGCAGUUCGACAUGCGACUAUUCGCAGAUGAGGAGAUUCAGUUCUCGUCAUUCGCUUACCGUAUUGAAGCCGCUCGAAUACUUGCCAGGGUACUGUCGGUGGCAGGAACUCAAAAUGAAGACCAGGUCCAGGUGGUUGACAAUGCGUUGGCCGGCUGGAUCCACAGUUUGCCGCAAGCCAAGGUGGAUGUCGUCAAUGUCUACAAUACGGUCGACGAAAUGCUUUUUCAGGGGCAUAUGAUCAUCCAUUGCGCCACAAUAUAUCUGCAUUUACCAAGGAGUGAUCUGCUCAACACACUUCCAGUUACCGCAAACAUUGUAUGCGCGGAGAGAGGUAGCCAUAUGUCUCCUGCGUCUACACAGCACUCUCACUCCGUCAAGGCAACCAACGCGUCCAAAGAACUCUCCAACCUGGCCGCAGUCCGAGUUCCGGUACAGAAGCAUACUCCUUUCUUCGUGUGUGGACUUGUCCUCGGCGCAAUUGUUCAAUUAUCAGCUUGCAGUGCCAAUGCAGGCACUGAACAGCAUCGCGAUAGAGUCACUUUGAUCAUCGGACUACUCAAAUCGCUGAGCCGGAACUGGGCUAUCUCUGGUCAGGUGCUUCAGCAAGUCAAGAAGGUGGCUUCGGAAGUGCUGCGUACAAGCACUCUUGCGUCACCCAACAUUCAACAUCAAAACAAUACAGACUACGACAGUGGCAUAAUUUUGAAAAACAACCCUGACAAUACUUCAUGGCUUUCCAUGCUGAACAUGGUCGAGAACCAAGAGUUCCACGGUCUCAUGCACGUCGAGCCGAUCUAUCCUGGCACGGUCUAG